Molecule: messenger RNA, 1193 nt
Organism: Lolium perenne
Lineage: Eukaryota; Viridiplantae; Streptophyta; Magnoliopsida; Poales; Poaceae
Product: serpin-Z2A-like
Molecular function (GO): serine-type endopeptidase inhibitor activity
Source: RefSeq, a predicted model, not a curated record
AGAUUAUGCUAACAUCGUUAUCCUCAUUGCAUCGACAGAACGCGUACGUACACCAUGGGAGACCAGGAGGAUUCGAGGCCAAGCAAGAAGCCACGCGCGUCAUCGCCGGCGGAGCUCGGCUCUGGCGGCCUGACGGCGUUCGCUCUCCGGCUCUCCAAGAAGCUGGCCGAGGGUGACAACACGGGGGACAAGUCGCCUUCUCGCCGCUGUCCAUCUACAGCACCCUCGGUCUGGUGGCUGCCGGAGCUCGUGGCAAAACCCUCGACGAGCUCCUCGCCCUGCUCGGCGCCUCGUCGCCCGACGAGGUCAAUGAGUUCGUACGCGGCCUGGCCGCCGCCGCCGACACGUUCGGAUCCGGAGGACCGCUCGUCACCUUCGCCUACGGCGUGUUCCACCAGAAACGCAUGGAGCUCACGCCGGCCUACCUCCACACCGCUGCCGAGUCCUACAAGGCCGAGAUACGCGCCGUCGACUUCGUCGAGGGCGACAGAGAGAAAAUCAGGGAGGAGAUCAACGGGUGGGUGGCGGCGGCGACAAGCAAUCUCAUCCCAGAGAUCCUGCCGGAGGGGUCCCUGCUGGAGCAGACGAGGUUCGUGCUCGCCAACGCCAUCUACUUCAAGGGCACGUGGGAGAACCGCUUCCCCGAGGGCCUCACCGAGCACCUCGAGUUCCACCGCCUCGGCGGCGCCGCCCCGGUUGACGUCCCCUUCAUGACCCUGGGGAGCGGAGAACGCAAGGUCUUCCUCUCCUACGACGACGGCUUCAAGGUGCUCAAGCUCCCUUACAAGGCCACCGACGACGGCGCGCGGUACUCGAUGUGCGUGUUCCUCCCCCACGAGCGCGACGGGCUGCGUGCCAUGGUCGACGCUCUGGCGGCGGCCGGCGGCUCUCUGCUCGACCACGUGCCUAAGAGCCGGAGCAGCGUGCGCGAGGUGCUCCUUCCCAAGUUCAAGCUGUCAUUCUUCUGCAGCCUCGUCGAAGAACUUAAAGGCUUGGGGCUCGCGGAGGCGUUCACCGAGGACGCCGACCUAUCCGGCCUGGUAGAUCAGAGGGUAUGUGACGUUCGCCUGGACGAAGGAUUCAUGUUUUUCUUUCGGGAUUUGCUAGUUCUCACUAAUUUCGUGCUCAGUUCAGUUCUACAUGUGAUUGUAUAUAUCGUGAUUCAUCCAUGUGAGUUAAGAGUUAAGUUGUAA